UUAUUUCUCAAACAUCAACCAUCACCAUUUUUACCAUUACUCCAAUUGAAGCAGAGUAUCAUCUACCUCCCAUUCUACACUCUGCUGACCUGCUGUGCCAAACUCGAGUGGUUUUUGCUUUUUGGUCACAAGUCAAAAAGGCCAUGCUCAUGGGUCUUUACCCUCCUGAACCAACCAUUAAUUUCAUCACCUCUUCAAUUCUUGGUUGUAAGAGUGUAUCUUAUACAGCCUACAAUGAAAAUUCCGUUCUUUUCAUGGCUUUUCUUGAUCACCAUAUGCUCACUGUUUGUCAACUUUUGUAUCUUUGUCGUGUCUGACCAAUGUCUUCAUGAUCAGCGAGAUUUGUUGAUCGGAUUGAAGAACAGCCUCAAAUUCGAUAGUGCUUUGUCCACAAAACUGGUACACUGGAACGAAAGCCUAAAUUGCUGUUUAUGGGAAGGUGUAACCGGCAGCGAGGAGGGACGUGUUAUUGGUCUCAACCUGUUCAACGAAUCCAUCUCUGGUAGACUUCACAAUUCAAGCCUUUUCAGUCUCCAGUAUCUGGAGAACCUGAAUUUGGCUUACAACAAAUUGAGUUCUUCUCUUGUUCCAUCUCAGUUUGGUAAUCUGACGAAUUUGAUUUAUUUGAACCUGUCAAACGCUGGCUUUGAGGGGCAGAUUCCCAUUGAGAUUUCAAACUUGAGCAGGUUGGUUACCCUUGAUUUGUCUAUCGAUAUUUAUUUGAGUGAUUCUAUGCUGAAAAUUGAGAAACCAAAUUUAGCUACGCUAGUUCAGAAUUUUGGGAAACUAGAGGAACUUUAUCUUGAUGCUGUAAAUAUAUCAGCACCAGGAAAUGAAUGGUGUCAGGCCUUAUCUUCUUUAGCGCCAAAUCUAAGGGUGUUGAGCAUGAUUAAUUGUUAUCUUUCAGGGCCUUUUGAUUCCUCUUUAUCAAAGCUUCGGUCCCUCUCAAUUAUUCAUCUCGAUGGUAAUCCCUUUAAUGCUCCAGUUCCAGAAUUUUUUGCAAAUUUUGUAAAUUUGACGUCCUUGCAUCUCGGUUUUUGUGGAUUGAAUGGAACAUUUCCAGAAAAUGUCUUUCAAAUUCUUACACUGCAGACGCUUGACUUAUCAAAUAACGAACUACUUCAAGGGGCACUGCCAGAUGCAAUUGGUAACCUUACAAUGUUGUCCAGAUUAGAUCUUUCUAAUUGUAACUUCAGCGGGGCAAUCCCAAACUCCAUGGCAAAUCUUGUUCAGUUGGUUUAUUUGGACAUGUCAUUCAACAGCUUCACCGGACCGAUUCCAUCAUUCAGCAUGGCCAAGAAUUUGACCGAUUUAGACCUUUCUCAUAAUAAAUUAACAGAAAUUGGAGCUUUCUGACAACCUUUUUUCUGGUCAACUCAAUUACUUUUCUGUUUCUUCUUACCUACUGGGCACUCUUGAUUUAAGUAGCAACAACUUGGAAGGGCCAAUACCAAUGUCUAUCUUUGAACUUCGAGGUCUUAAGGUUCUCUCACUUUCUUCAAACAAAUUUAGUGGCUCCUUUCAGCUUAAUAAGAUUCGGCAGUUGAGAAACCUUCCCAACAGCUUUUCGAUUUGUUGAAUAUGUGAUUGAGAAAGAAGACAUGAAGACAAAGAAAGAAGAACGACACAGCUGCUGCAGUGAUGAUCUAAACGACAGAGUGCACAAGAAAAAGAAGAAAGGAAAGAUGAAAGAAAAACGACAUCACUUAGCUUAAGUGAUUGGCACGUGGGACAGCAAACACGUGAGAGGAUUAAGGAGUGUACAGCUGUAUUAUUAGAGUUAGUUAGUCUGUUAAGAGUU
Molecule: messenger RNA, 1801 nt
Organism: Quercus lobata
Lineage: Eukaryota; Viridiplantae; Streptophyta; Magnoliopsida; Fagales; Fagaceae
Product: receptor-like protein 6
Exons: 2
Coding region: 235-1356 (373 amino acids)
Molecular function (GO): protein binding
Source: RefSeq, a predicted model, not a curated record